AUGGUAAUAGCAGCAGAAACCAGUAGUAGUCAUCACCGAAGACUCACUUUCGCCGCCUUCUUAAACUCCGAUCCCGCCGCCACCGAAGAAGAACAAAGCCACGGCGAUGAUCUCAACAACCCCAUCACCAGCAACACUAGCAAAAUCAACAACGAUAUUAACUAUUACAAACAACAUCAAAGCAAUGCCUCGACCCCAAGCGGCGAUUCGUCUCCUAAUCAGGUUUUAUCUCCAUGGAACCAGAUUUACUCUCCGUUCUACACCGACACAACGACGACGCCGACGAUGUCUCCGUCUCCGUGGAACCAGACGUACUCUCCGUACUACAAGUCUCCGUGGAUCUACCAGACCCGGAACAUGGACGAUGACCCGGACAACGGUUUAAUCGGUACGAUCGUGAGACAAGAAGGGCAUGUCUACUCGUUGGCUGCUUCUGGAGAUCUUCUCUUCACGGGAUCCGAUUCGAAGAACAUUCGGGUCUGGAAAGAUCUCAAGGAUUUCGCCGGGUUUAAAUCGACCAGUGGAUUGGUUAAGGCGAUUGUAAUAACCGGAGAUAACCGGAUUUUCACCGGUCAUCAAGACGGUAAAAUCCGGGUUUGGAGAGGGUCUAAGAGAAGAACCGGAGGGUAUUCCAGAAUCGGAAGCUUACCGACUUUGAAAGAGUUUCUGACGAAAUCGGUGAAUCCGAAGAACUACGUCGAAGUUCGUCGCCGGAAAAACGUUCUGAAGAUCAAACACUACGACGCCGUUUCGUGUCUUAGCUUGAACGAAGAGCUCGGUUUACUCUACUCCGGUUCGUGGGAUAAGACUCUCAAAGUGUGGAGACUCUCCGAUUCGAAAUGUUUAGAAUCGAUUGCAGCUCACGACGACGCGAUCAACACUGUAGCCGCCGGAUUCGACGAUUUGCUCUUCACCGGAUCCGCCGACGGAACUUUGAAAGUGUGGAAACGCGAGCUUCAAGGGAAAGGGACGAAUCAUUUUCUGGUUAAUGUGUUGAUGAAGCAAGAGAACGCUGUAACGGCGUUGGCGGUUAAUUUGACGGCGUCGGUUCUUUACUGUGGAUCUUCUGACGGUAUCGUUAAUUUCUGGGAUGGGCAGAAAUAUCUCUCUCACGGCGGGACUCUCCGCGGCCAUCGUAUGGCGGUGCUCUGCCUUGCCGCCGCCGGGAGUCUGGUGUUGAGCGGCGGAGCGGAUAAGAACAUUUGCGUAUGGAGGAGGAACGGCGAUGGGACACACUCGUGUCUCUCGGUAUUGAUGGACCACGUGGGACCAGUCAAGUGUUUGACGGCGGUGGAAGAGGCGGAGGAAGACGGCAACGGCGAUCAGAGAUGGACAGUGUACAGUGGAAGCUUGGAUAAAUCGGUGAAGGUGUGGCGCGUGACGGAGACGGCGACUCCGGUGAUUGGCUGA
Messenger RNA from Microthlaspi erraticum, 1410 nucleotides. NCBI's taxonomy places the organism in Eukaryota, Viridiplantae, Streptophyta, Magnoliopsida, Brassicales, Brassicaceae. The record is from the annotation of a GenBank genome assembly.